This is a messenger RNA of Tupaia belangeri chinensis (Chinese tree shrew), 3349 nucleotides long. It is a transcript of the gene PEX6, whose product is annotated as peroxisomal biogenesis factor 6. Gene Ontology annotation, cellular component: peroxisomal membrane; cytosol. Gene Ontology annotation, molecular function: ATP binding; ATP hydrolysis activity. NCBI's taxonomy places the organism in Eukaryota, Metazoa, Chordata, Mammalia, Scandentia, Tupaiidae. The record is from RefSeq and is a predicted model, not a curated record. Gene Ontology annotation, biological process: protein import into peroxisome matrix.
AACGGCGCUCGCACCGGCUCGUCGUCUGGCUCGGUGGCUCCGGAAGCUGCGCUCCUUUAUAGUUCUCGUUGGUCCUUGUCACCAUGGCGCUAGCUGUCCUACGGGUUCUGGAGCCCUUCCCGACCGAGACACCCCCGUUGUCAGUGCUGCUGCCACCCGGGAGCCCAUGGCCGGCGGCAGGGCUGGGCCUGGUGCUGGCCCUGCGGCCUGCAAGCGAGGGCCCGGCAGGGCCGGCGCUGCUGGUGGCGGCCUUGGAGGGGCCGGACGUGGGGGCCGGAGAGCAGGGGCCCGGGCCCCCGCCUGCGCUGCUUGGCACUUCGCCGGGGCCCGGGCUCGGACCGCGAGUCGGGCCGCUGCUGGUGAGGCGCGGAGAGACCCUGCCGGUGCCGGGACCGCGGGUGCUGGAGACCAGGCCGGCGUUGCAAGGGCUGCUGGGCCCCGGGACGCGGCUGGCUGUAACUGAGCUUCGCGGGCGGGCCAGAGUGUGCCCAGAGCCUGGGGGCAGCAGCCGGCUCCCACCCCCGCCCGUGGUGUCCUCCUUCGCGGUUUCCGGCACGGUCCGGCGACUCCAAGGAGUUCUAGGAGGAACUGGAGAUUCACUGGGGGUGAGCCGAAGCUGUCUCCGUGGCCUCGGCCUCUUCCAGGGCGAAUGGGUGUGGGUGGCCCGGGCCGGAGAGUCAUCAAACACUUCCCAGCCACACUUGGCCAGGGUGCAGGUCCUAGAGCCUCGCUGGGACCUCUCUGAGAGGCUGGGACCCAGCUCUGGACAGCUGGAAGAGCCCCUCGCUGACGGACUGGCGCUGGUGCCUGCCACCCUGGCUUUUAAUCUCGGCUGUGACCCCCUGGAAGUGGGAGAGCUCAGAAUUCAGAGGUACUUGGAAGGUUCCAGCACUCCUGAAGACAACGGAAGCUGCUCUCCACUGCCUGGGCCUCCGUUUGCCAGAGAGCUACACAUCGAAAUCGUGUCCUCUCCCCACUACAGCACUAAGGGGAAUUACGAUCCUGUUCUUUACCGGCACUUUCAGACACCCAGGGUGGUCCAGGAAGGGGAUGUUCUGUGCGUGCCAACAGUUGGGCAAGUAGAGAUCCUGGAAGGAAGUCCAGAGAAACUGCCCAGGUGGCGGGAGAUGUUUUUCAAAGUGAAGAAAACAGUUGGGGAAGCUCCAGAUGGGCCGGCCAGCGCCUACCUGGCUGACAGCACCCACACGUCCUUGUACAUGGUGGGCUCUACCCUGAGCCUCGUCCCGUGGCUGCCUUCAGAAGAAUCCACUCUGUGGAGUGGCCUGUCUCCUCCAGGCCUGGAGGCCGUGGUGUCAGAGCUCUGCGCUGCCCUGAAGCCUCGCCUCCAGCCAGGGGGUGCCUUGCUGACAGGAACCAGCAGCGUCCUUCUGCGGGGCCCCCCGGGCAGUGGGAAGACCACAGCAGUCACUGCUGCCUGUGGGCGCCUUGGGCUCCACUUACUGAAGGUGCCCUGCUCCAGCCUCUGUGCAGACAGCAGUGGGGCCGUGGAGGCAAAGCUGCGGGCCGCCUUCUGCCAGGCCCGCCACUGCCGCCCUGUGGUGCUGCUGCUGACAGCCGUGGACCUUCUGGGCCAGGACCGCGACGGGCUGGGUGAGGAUGCCCGUGUGGUGGCCACACUGCGCCACCUGCUCCUCAGCGAGGACCCCCUCAGCAGCCAUCCUCCACUGAUGGUCGUGGCCACCACAAGCCGGGCCCAGGCCCUACCCGCUGACGUGCAGACGGCGUUCCCGCAUGAACUGGAGGUGCCUGUGCUGUCCGAGGGGCAGCGGCUCAGCAUCCUGCGAGCCCUCACUGCCCAUCUGCCCCUGGGCCAAGAGGUGAACCUGGCACAGCUGGCGCGGCGGUGUGCAGGCUUUGUGGCAGGGGAUCUCCAUGCCCUUCUGACCCACAGCAGCCGAGCAGCCUGCAGCAGGGUCAAGAACUCGGGCGUGGCUGGCAGCUUGAGCGUGGAAGAUGAGGAGGAGCUUCACGCUGCUGGCUUUCCUCUCCUGGCUGAGGACUUUGGGCAGGCACUAGAGCAGCUGCAGACAGCUCACUCUCAGGCCAUCGGCGCCCCCAAGAUCCCCUCAGUGUCCUGGCAUGAUGUGGGCGGGCUGCAGGAGGUGAAGAAGGAGAUUCUGGAGACCAUUCAGCUCCCCCUGGAGCACCCUGAGCUGCUGAGCUUGGGCCUGAGACGCUCGGGCCUUCUGCUCCAUGGGCCCCCUGGUACCGGCAAGACCCUCCUGGCCAAGGCGGUAGCCACUGAGUGCAGCCUUACCUUCCUCAGCGUGAAGGGGCCCGAGCUCAUCAAUAUGUACGUGGGCCAGAGCGAGGAGAACGUGCGGGAAGUGUUUGCCAGGGCCAGGGCCGCCGCUCCAUGCAUCAUCUUCUUCGAUGAACUGGACUCCUUAGCUCCAAGCCGGGGGAGAAGUGGAGACUCUGGAGGAGUGAUGGACAGGGUAGUGUCCCAGCUCCUGGCUGAGCUGGAUGGGCUUCACAGCACUCAGGAUGUAUUUGUCAUUGGAGCCACCAACAGACCAGACCUCCUGGACCCCGCCCUGCUGCGGCCCGGCAGAUUCGACAAGCUGGUGUUUGUGGGGGCGAGUGAGGACCGGGCCUCCCAACUCCGUGUUCUGAGCGCCAUCACACGCAAAUUCAAGCUAGAGCCCCCCGUGAGCCUGGUGAGCGUGCUGGACUGCUGUCCCCCGCAGCUGACCGGGGCAGACCUCUACUCUCUCUGCUCUGAUGCCAUGAUGGCUGCCCUUAAACGCAGGGUUCACGACCUGGAGGAAGGGCUGGAGCCAGGGAGCUCGACUCUGUCGCUCACCAUGGAGGACCUGCUGCAGGCUGCUGCCCGGCUGCAGCCCUCGGUCAGCGAGCAGGACCUGCUGCGAUACAAGCGCAUCCAGCGCAAGUUCGCUGCCUGCUAGGUGCCUCCACAGCCGGGGCUCACCGCAUGGCCUGGGUACCAGAGAGGCCAGAACAGAAAGGCUCCUCUUCCGGGGGCCCCACAAGAGCUCAAGAGCACUUCCUGACUACUCUGCCCUCUUUCCAGGCUAGCUCUGAAACUAAGGCAGGUCUGCUCAGGGCAAGAAUCAGGCCUGGUGGGGUUCUGGGCAUUGGGCCCAGAGAGAGCCAGUUAUGUAGCUGCAAAGAAAGCCUGUGCUGCCCCCUGCUGGUGAUGUGGCCAAAGGUGGGAGUAGAGAAACACAACUGUGUGAGGAGUAAGUCCUUGGUGGGGUGGGGUGGGGGUGGGGGGCUGGAGCUUGAUGCUCUUGACAAAUAAAUACCAGGCAUGCGGCAGUGAAAAAGGCACAGAUUAUAUUGUUUACCGUUCCGUUUGCCUGAA